GCCAGCUAGACGAAGCAACAGUCCCUUUGAGGUAGUACAGAGGGGGGCCCCGCCCACUGAAAACGAAGGAAGGGCCACCGAUUUUCCUGCUGCUAGCCAAUGGCGCCCUUUGGAUCGGCUAGAUCGCAGAGAAAUUUCCCAAGCUCACUGCAGGUAAUUCGCUACUUUCUGCAGAAGCAUGGAGCUCACCGAUCCUUACCGACAUAUGUACUUGACAGAUCUACAGACUCUCUUUUCCUACUUUACUCUAUUUACUGUUCCUUUGCCUUAUCCCAAUGGUCAUUAUUAUCUUAUUUUCUUAUUUUCUGCGAUUUACUGCCUGACUUCUCCUGCGGUCCCACUUCUCAAUUUCAAAAGUACAAGCAUCGUGUCUCAAUGCAUGCAGCAGAGAUCAGAGAUCCGCCCCAACCAAUACCCUCUAAACCCCAAAGUAUAGGCAAUGUUACCAUAGAUAGUACGAUGGUCGUGAAAUGGUCGAAAGACAAAGCGAAGCAAGUGGGAGCCACCUGACAAUCAAGGACGCGGCAAUCCGGACUAGCUCGGCCACCAAUAGUUUCAGAAUUUAGUGGCCUGGUCACCAUGAUGCAAGCUUCGGAGACUCUGUUAUAUCCCACCAAUCCAGCCUGUACGCCCGUCUCUAAUAGUAGUUGGCUUCCGCCUGCAGCACCCCCGAGUUCAUGCUGGGUUACCCUAGCAUUUGAGCUU
This is a messenger RNA of Aspergillus neoniger CBS 115656, 705 nucleotides long. RefSeq lists its product as uncharacterized. The transcript has a single exon. Lineage: Eukaryota; Fungi; Ascomycota; Eurotiomycetes; Eurotiales; Aspergillaceae. The coding region runs from base 100 to 510 and encodes 136 amino acids. The record is from RefSeq and is a predicted model, not a curated record.